Molecule: messenger RNA, 1832 nt
Organism: Macrobrachium nipponense
Lineage: Eukaryota; Metazoa; Arthropoda; Malacostraca; Decapoda; Palaemonidae
Product: macrophage mannose receptor 1-like
Exons: 14
Coding region: 69-1832 (587 amino acids)
Molecular function (GO): signaling receptor activity
Source: RefSeq, a predicted model, not a curated record
GGUUAUUUGAUCUUGAUAACAAAAAUUCCUUCUAAUGCAAGCUUACUGUUUAUUUACUAAUCUUCCAGAUGACUAGAAUAAGUGACGAUGCUUUAUGGAUCGGUGGUAGGGCUAAAUUCGAUUCGGGAUAUGAAUGGAUUGACGGUUCCCCCUUCGAUUUCGACAACUGGGCCCUUGGCGAGCCAAACAAUUAUCUUGAUCAAGAGGAUUGUAUUAGUCUCUACACUCAUCGUCUUGGGAACUGGAAUGACCUGAACUGCGCUCUUCUGAAAGGUCGAAUGUGCAAAAGGGUGCAUGGAAGCACUUUGCCUCCUCCCUCUUCUACUCCAGUUCCAGAUGGGCACUGUCCAGAGGGAUGGACCCACACAGGUUCCAAGUGUCUGAAGAUGAUCUACGAACCUGCGAGUAAUAACUAUUCUCGAAAUGCGUGCAAGGCUCUUCAUUCAAAUUCGGAUCUUGUCAGCAUUCAUUCCAAACAGGAACAAGCUCAUGUCAUGGCAGCCCUUGGUUUAUUGGCAAAGAACGCCUGGAUUGGACUCAGGCAGGACAGGGAAUUUGUGUGGUAUGACCAGACACCUGUGACCUUCACAAACUGGGCUUCCGGAGAGCCUGAUGGACAAGGUCUUGAGGUAUAUUGCGUAGAGGCCUACUAUCACUCUGGGCAGUGGAAUGACAUAAACUGUGACUACAAAAAGCCUUUCAUAUGCCAGUUGAAUCAAGAUCCUGAUAUCCACGAAGAUGACCCACCGCUACGAUGUGAGACUCCCUUUGACAAUUAUAUUUCCUACAGGGGUUCUUGCUACAGAGCCGUUAGCACAAAAAUGACGUGGCAGUUUCAGGAAGCAGAGAAAACUUGCCAAAAUGAUGGAUCCCACUUGGCUUCCACUCACGAUCUGGCAGAAAAUGCUUUAGUGUGGACUCUCAGUCAAAAUAUGGGAUUCAAGUCUAUAUGGAUCGGUUUCAACAAUAUUCAGGAUAAUAAAGUAUUCAAGUGGUCUGAUGGCUGGCCUUCAUUCUACACCAAUUGGGCUAAGAAUCAGCCAGACAUCAGUGCAGCUAAUCAAAGCUGCGUCAGGCUGGACGUCGAGAAUGGACUCUGGUACACUACUUCUUGUGCUGAAUCUCGUUCCUUUGCAUGCAAAUUCAAAGAUGGAGCUGUACCUACCCCUGACCCACCUGUUACUGGCUUCUGCCCUGAUGAGAGAUGGUUGGAUCUCGGUGGUGGUUACUGUUAUCUUAUCGUGAAAGAUACAAAAUCGUGGAAUGAGGCAAACAUGAAUUGCGUAAAGGAGAACAGUAAUCUGGCGUCUAUUCAUUCUGAGGAUGAAAUGAAACUACUUUUGAUGGCCAUCAAAGAUUCCGGGAACCCAGUCUGGAUAGGCCUCAUCCAGAAAAUUGACGGUUUUGGAUGGAGUGAUGGGUCUGGCCUUGACUUCGUCAACUGGGAUGACGGGGAGCCAAGCAGUGAUGAAGAACAAUGCGCUCAGGUGGAUCCUGGUCAAGGCACUUGGAAUGACGCAGAUUGUUCGUCUGUCUUGCAAUCCGUGUGCAAAAAAACCAAAACACGAAUUCCAGAACCAACGAAUCCUACGCUGCCUCCAAGGCCAGGCACAACAACUCAUCCACCUGAUGGUGGAAGUGGUCUCAGCAGUGGUGCAAUAAUUGGAAUAGUGACAUCUGCGCUCGUCAUAAUAGCAGGUGUUGGUUUCAUUGGGCUGACAUUUGUUAACAAAAAGAGAAGCAGAGAAAACUACGCUCCGUUUACAGCAAGUUUUGGGGGACAGUCAGCCUCUAGAGUAAACAUCACGACCCUUGAUACGACAGAUGCGUAA